This is a messenger RNA of Rhincodon typus (whale shark), 2760 nucleotides long. RefSeq names its product mucin-2-like. Gene Ontology annotation, molecular function: protein binding. Lineage: Eukaryota; Metazoa; Chordata; Chondrichthyes; Orectolobiformes; Rhincodontidae. The record is from RefSeq and is a predicted model, not a curated record. The transcript is spliced from 22 exons. Gene Ontology annotation, cellular component: extracellular matrix. The coding region runs from base 1 to 2760 and encodes 919 amino acids.
AUGGAGUUCAGUUGUGGUGAUGGUGUCAACGGCGGCGAGGUGAGCCCAGCACGGACUCGUGGUGAAGGCAUCAGAGGCGAGUUUGGGUUCCCGGACUGCGAUAAGCAGCAGUACACACUGCUGGCAGAAAUAGUUCCAUGUGGAACAAUUGCGUCAGAAACUUGCCUAAAAACACUGGUGUUAACAACUGAUCAUAAGCAUAACGUGCUUAUUUUUAAAGAUAAUGGGAAUGUUCUUAUUAAUGGAGUCAAAACAACAUUACCACUGGUAACAGCAAAUUAUACUGUUUUCAAACCAUCGACAUUCCACAUCCUGUUAGAGACCCGGUUUGGCCUGCAGCUGCAAGUCCAACUAAUUCCUCUAAUGCAAGUCUACAUAACACUAGAUCAAUCAUACAAAGGGAAAACAUGCGGUUUCUGUGGGAAUUUUAAUGACGUUCUGUAUGACGAUUUCAAGGCAAGUAAUGGCAUAACUGAGGGGACAGCUGCUUCCUUUGCAAAUACCUGGAAAGUCCAGCAGAAAUGUGUGGAUAAAACAGAUCGUCUGGAAAACCCUUGCACUAUUAGUGUGGAAAACAAAAACUAUGCUGAGUACUGGUGUUCACUUUUAAAAGAACCUGGAGGAGAUUUUGCUCCCUGCCAUUCCACCAUUCAACCAAAUGAAUAUUUCAAGAAAUGUAUGUAUGACAGUUGCAACUGUGAUAAAAAUGAGGACUGCAUGUGUUCUGCACUAUAUUCAUAUGUUCGAGCUUGUGCAAGUAAAGGUGUCAUGUUAACUAAUUGGCGGACAAAAGUAUGUGACUCUUACGUGAAGACCUGUCCUGCAACACUAAUAUACAGUUAUGAUAUGAAAAGUUGCAAGCGCACAUGCCAUUCUCUUAGUGAGAAGGAUAUUACAUGUGGAAUCCAACAUGUGCCGGUGGAUGGAUGUGGCUGCGCUGAUGGAAUGUAUAUGAAUGAAAAAGGCAUAUGUGUGCCCUCAUCUGAGUGUCCAUGCCUCUAUCAGGGCACCCUCUUGAAAGCCGGAGAGAUGAUUAAUCAAGGAGAUACACAUUGUGUGUGUCAAGAUGGAAAAAUGCAAUGCAUUUUAUCACUGCAUAGAAUACAGAAAUGUUUUCCACCCAAGAUCUAUUUAAGUUGCAAUACUACAGAGCCAGGCAUAACAGGGACAGAGUGUCGCCGAACUUGUGGAAACCAGAAUCUGGACUGUUACAGUGAGAAGUGUGUGUCAGGCUGUGUUUGUCCUGAGGGAAUGCUGGACGACAGAAAUGGAAGUUGUGUUAUUGAAGACAAUUGCCCCUGUGUGCACAAUAAUUUUCAUUAUCCACCUGGAAGCAGAAUCUCAGUUGAUUGUAACACUUGUACUUGCCAGAAAGGCAGCUGGGACUGUACAAAUAUUCCCUGCUUUGGAGCAUGUACAAUAUAUGGGAGUGGUCACUACAUCACAUUUGAUGGCAAGCGUUACAACUUUGAUGGGAACUGUGAAUAUGUUGCUGCACAGGAUUACUGUGGAGAUAAUCUUACCAAUGGCACUUUCAGCGUAAUUACAGAAAAUGUUCCCUGUGGGACAACUGGAACAACAUGUUCUAAAUCAAUCAAACUGUUCUUUGAGAAUUUUGAAUUGAAGCUAGCUGAAGGAAAACAUGAAAUAAUUCAGAGGAAUGAAAACAAAAAGAUCCCUUUCACUAUCCAUAUUCUUGGUCUUUAUCUGACUGUGGAAGCUGACAAUGGUUUGAUUCUGAUAUGGGACAAAAAGACUAGUGUUUUUAUUAAGCUGAGCCCCGCUUACCAGGGUUAUAUUUGUGGCUUAUGUGGCAAUUUUGAUGGAAACGCCAACAAUGACUUCAUGACAAGAAGCCAGUCUGUUGUCGCUGAUGUAACUGAGUUUGGAAAUUCCUGGAAGCUAACUGCUAAUUGCCCAGAUGCUGUGCCCAAUGAUGAUCCUUGCACCGAGAAACCACAUCGCAAAGGCUGGGCACAGAAGCAAUGCUCCAUAAUUACAAGUGACAUCUUUACAAAUUGUCACAAAAUGGUUGAUCCAAAUCCGUUUUAUGAUACCUGUGUCCAUGAUUCAUGUUCUUGUGACAGUGGUGGAGACUGUGAGUGUUUUUGCACUGCUGUAGCAGCAUAUGCUUUCGCCUGCAAUGAAACUGGGGUGUGCAUUGACUGGAGGACCCCUGAAAUUUGUCCUAUGUACUGUAGUUUCUACAACCCUUCACCUGAAAUGUGUGAAUGGCAUUAUUACCCUUGUGGAUUCCCCUGCUUUAAAUCGUGCCUAAACCCACUUGGCCUCUGCAACACCACAUUCCAGUUAGAAGGGUGUUACCCCAAAUGUCCAGAUAAUACACCCAUCUAUGAUGAACAUACAAAACAGUGUGUCGCUCAGUGUGGCUGUUAUGAAAAUGGAAAACAUUACGAAAUUAACGAAACUGUUGAAACCACAAACAACUGUGAGAAAUGCUUGUGCACGCCAGAAGGUAUUAAAUGCAUGAACGACAGCAGUGCUUGUGUCUGUAUAUACAAUGGCACAGUGUACUAUCCAAAUGAAGUGAUCUACAACAUAACAGAUGGGUUAGGAGAUUGCAUCGUGGCAUAUUGUGCUCACAAUGGAACAACUGUUAGAAUAAUAGAGCCUUGUGCACUUAAUACCACCACUACAACACCACUGACUGUUUCUCCAUUUUCAAUCACAGCCAGUACAGCAAUUAAGACAGCAACUUCAACUGUUCCCACAACCAGCAAAACAUUCAGCAGUAAGUAA